AUGCUUUGCGGUCUAUUACGGAUCGGAUUGCUGUUUGCCAUAUUGUCUCUUGGCGUUCGUGGUGCUGGUGUUACUACCCACUUGACGUACGUGACUAGAGUGGCCUCCGAGAAGUUCGAUGAUUACUACCCCUGGUUGAAAGCUGGUGCAUUCUUCCCUGACUCUUUAUACUCAUGCAAGCCAAGCAAACAGUUGAGUGAAUUCGCUGAAGCUACCCAUUGGCCUCCGUUCCUGAUGUCAGGUUUAAAAUUAUGGCAAGAAAGGUAUGGUUCAAUUCCUAGCAAGAAAUAUAGUCAAGACUCCGUGCGGUUGCAAGCGUUUCUUACUGGGGUUUUCUCUCAUCAGAUUGUCGACUCUUCAUGGCACUCGCUCGUCGAUGGCUUCAGGUCUCACGGGCUCCUUCGAGUGCUUGCUGAAACUGAAUUUCAUGGACAGAUUGAUGAUGCUCACGACUUUUUGGAUACCAUUGGUGACUUCAUCGGACUUUCUAAUAUCUUUAGCGAUAUUACUGAUCUAAACUGGAAAUACUAUGUUAAUAGUAAUUGGACAAUACCUAAGGAAGAAGAUAUGACGGAACUCUUGAGUAGAAAUGGGCUUAGCCCUGGUAAGAUUUCCUAUAAAGAGCUUGAAGUAUGUGUUUCGAGAGGAUUGUCAGCAUCUGUUAGCGAAACGUUUGUCAUGUUGAGCCGGCGUCAUGAAGUGUUAAGCCUAGCAUAUAAGAUUAGUCCUGCAUCUAGGGAUAUUAUGCAGGAAUAUUGGCUCGGUGGUGAGUUUGAUCUCAUUGCAAUGCUACAGAAAUGUUUGCCUGUGUAUCAGAAUCUCUUCGAUACAAACAGUUUGGAUCAAAAUUCAAUCCGACAAAUCCAACUCUGUGGGAACCUCCCGAAUACGCUUUCUAGUUCUCACGGGGCGUUGAGAAUUGACACUAACCAAGAUGUUUCCAUCGUGAGGCCAGUGACUUCUCUGUCUAAUUUUGGCACUAGCAUUGCCCUGGGUCAGUUCAAAUCAGACGGAAAGCUAUACAUGGCUGUGAGUGCGCCGACUCAGAAUAGUGAGGGUUGUGUAUACUUGAUCUUAUUCAGCCAGGUAUCUAGCCGCACUGAUUCUGCCGCCGUCAUGGAGCCGUUCACGCCGAUGCGUGGUUCAACAGUACAUACCUUUUCAACACAUGGCGUCGAUUUCCUCGUUAUAUCGGAACCUGGAUCUAACAGCAUACAUUUUUAUCACGGAGGCAGGAGAUACCUAACGAUUCGUGACGGAAUGACCUCAGAUGCGUUCCAACUUCAGUUGUACGCUGUUGCAGAUAUUGACGGAGACUCUGAGCCAGAUCUUUUACUUUCCGGUCCAUUUUAUGGUAAGAAUGAGACGGGUCGUGCUAUAGUAAUACCAGGUAUCGAAUUGGUGAGAUAUUUAAGAUUGAGCUCUACGAAUAACACCGAUGUGGAUAUCUCGUCCUUGAGUAUCGUUAGUUUGAAUGGGGGUCCUUACAACAGGGCAUACCAACAUUUCGGUGCUGCCAUGGCAGCUUCACAUCUGUAUAGUGGAAAGGGUUUUCUGUAUGUGACAUGUCAAAGCUUGGGUGCGGUUUUCGUUUAUCCGUUAUUUGGCCUUCAGCCAUCAUCAUUACCGAAGUAUGUCAUGACAUAUAAAGGUUUGCUCACUCCUGAAGAAGAGCCACCAAUUGACAUAAAAGUGAUUCCUUCCGCAGUUCAUGGGAUGUUUGGGAAAGGCAUGCUUUCUUUUGGUUACAAAGGGAAUAACUACCUUGCCAUCUCUCAGCAUUUGUUCAACUACGUUUUCAUUUACAGAGAGGACGACUAUUUGCCAAAAUUUCUCUUAAAAAUCCGACUUGAGGAUGAUCAGCAGACAGCAGCUUGGAGUAUUGGCUUUGGCACCGCGAUAGCAUAUGAUGUUCGGUCCGAAACACUGCACAUAUCUUCACCGGGCAGCUUCGACAAUAAAGGAGCAAUUUGGAAAAUUAGCAUGCAAGAAUUAUUGGCAGCCGCUGAGGCCUGGAAAACUGAUACAUUUUACGUUAAUGUUGUAAAUCACUUAGAUUUGGUCAACCCGUGGGAUGACACUAAAGGUUUCUCGAACUUCGGAAAAGUCUUGCAAAUAGCACCUAAUAAGUCUGUGAUAAUUGGAGCUCCACAAUAUGGAAAUGGCAAUCUGCAUGAUAAACAGCUGACAGGCGCAGUUUUCGUCAGGUAG
This is a messenger RNA of Torulaspora delbrueckii, 2211 nucleotides long. RefSeq lists its product as uncharacterized. The record is from RefSeq and is a predicted model, not a curated record. Lineage: Eukaryota; Fungi; Ascomycota; Saccharomycetes; Saccharomycetales; Saccharomycetaceae. The transcript has a single exon. The coding region runs from base 1 to 2211 and encodes 736 amino acids. Gene Ontology annotation, cellular component: extracellular matrix. Gene Ontology annotation, molecular function: GPI anchor phospholipase D activity.